CCAUCUGGUGGUAGAGUUGAGAGUGUCUCUACAUGUUCUUUCCCUUCCAGUUGGUUAAAUAACGUUUAGAGUGGGAAUUCAAAUAUAACAGUGUUGUAAAAAUAAUUAAAUUUCGUUAAAGUGAAAGUUGUUCAAGUAUUAGAAAAGAAAGAGAGAACAGAAAUUGAUCCAACAGAGUGAUUCUUCAAUAUAUCAUAAAUAUCACACUGCUAGUGUGAUUAAUCAAUAUGCUGCAAAUAGGAAUGCUACAAACAUGUCAGGUAAAAGGAAAAAAGUGACUGUAACCAUAGCAAAGAAGUUGAAAGCUUUGUACAGGAUUGAUAAAGGUGAGUCAUUGAGAAGUAUUGCUAUUGAUUUAGGAGUAGGAAUAUCUACUGUUUCUGAUUGGAAAAAAAACAGAAAGGAGAUUGAAGAUUUUUGUGCCAAGAUGGUUUCUAGAGAUAGCUUAGGCAACAGAGGAACAAUUAAAAAAGCAAAGAAUGUAACACUAGAUGAUGCACUGUAUAUGUGGUAUAUUCAAGAACUUGAAAAUGGUAUUCCUAUGUCAGGACCUAUCCUUAGAAAAAAAGCUCUGAGUCUUAAUAAAAAGUUAGGUGGUGAUCCUACUUUCACAGCAAGUGUAGGAUGGUUAGGAAGAUGGAAAGCCCGACAUGGUAUAAAACUGACCCUCUGUAGUCAAAGUUUACUGGAGGAUGCUGUCACUAAUAACAACUCAGAUCGAUUAUUAUUAGAAGAUGAUAUUGUGAGUGCGCGUUUAUCCACUCAAGAUGGAGAUGACAUCCAAGACUCUUUUAUUGAUAGAUAUCAUCAAGAAGAAACAGAUGUCAACCACCUAGAAGCAACAACAAUGCUAGAAAAAUUGAUAACUUAUUUUGAACAGCAAAAUGACACUUUAGAGAAUGAUUUAAUGAUUCUAAAACAUUUACACAAUCGUGUAUCAAAAAAAUAUUUGCUGACUCUAAAACAGGAAACUACUGUUUUGUAACAUAAUACUCUCAGUGUAUAAUUAUUGUAUAUGUCUUUCUAUUAUACAAUUUUUUAGUGUAAAUAAAUUUUGCAAAUAUAUAUUUUUUUACUCUUGA
Bombus huntii is the source of this 1082-nucleotide messenger RNA. It is a transcript of the gene cag, whose product is annotated as jerky protein homolog-like. NCBI's taxonomy places the organism in Eukaryota, Metazoa, Arthropoda, Insecta, Hymenoptera, Apidae. Bases 254 to 985 code for a protein of 243 amino acids. The record is from RefSeq and is a predicted model, not a curated record. Gene Ontology annotation, cellular component: nucleus. Gene Ontology annotation, molecular function: DNA binding. The transcript is spliced from 3 exons.